Mercurialis annua (annual mercury) is the source of this 2318-nucleotide messenger RNA. Its product is annotated as mannosyl-oligosaccharide 1,2-alpha-mannosidase MNS1. The transcript is spliced from 12 exons. NCBI's taxonomy places the organism in Eukaryota, Viridiplantae, Streptophyta, Magnoliopsida, Malpighiales, Euphorbiaceae. The record is from RefSeq and is a predicted model, not a curated record. Gene Ontology annotation, cellular component: Golgi membrane; endoplasmic reticulum. Bases 107 to 1351 code for a protein of 414 amino acids. Gene Ontology annotation, biological process: N-glycan processing; carbohydrate metabolic process. Gene Ontology annotation, molecular function: mannosyl-oligosaccharide 1,2-alpha-mannosidase activity; calcium ion binding.
GCAGUAAUAUGGAAGGGAGAAAAGUAAAAGAAGUUGAAAAUAGAUAAAAAAGUUGAUAUGCGAUAUUUGGUUUUGAUGGAUUGUUGAGGUUUAGGUUUCGAGAGAAAUGAUAGGAAGAAGUAGUAGAUCAUCGUCAUCGUCAUCGUCAUCGCAUAAAUGGCGAUACUGUAAUCCGUCUUAUUACCUAAAAAGACCCAAAAGAUUAGCUUUGCUUUUUAUAGUGUUUGUUUCUGCUUCUCUUGUCCUUUGGGAUCGCCAGACCCUCCUCAGAGAACACCAGGUUGAAGUUUCCAAGUUGAAUGAGGAUGUUGAUCAGUUAAAAGCAAAACUUGAAGAGUUUAAAAGUAUGCAUGGAGAAGCAAUUGAUUUGUUCAACACUAACAGGCCCUCCCCAAAGGCUGUCCCUCAUGAUCCUGUUGAAAUUCAGAGACGACAAAAAGUAAAGGAAGCUAUGAUCCAUGCAUGGAGUUCUUAUGAGAAGUAUGCUUGGGGCCAUGAUGAACUUCAGCCACAAACAAAAAUUGGCAUUGACAGCUUUGGUGGUCUUGGAGCAACUCUAGUUGAUUCCCUUGACACAUUAUAUAUAAUGGGUCUAGAUGAGCAGUUCCAAAGAGCUAGAGAGUGGGUUGCCAACUCAUUGGAUUUUAACAAGGAUUAUGAUGCUAGUGUAUUUGAAACAACCAUAAGAGUUGUGGGUGGACUACUCAGUGCAUAUGAUCUUUCAGGGGACAAAGUUUUCCUUGAGAAGGCCAAAGACAUUGCAGACAGAUUGCUUCCUGCAUGGGAUACAAAAACAGGAAUCCCUUAUAACAUUAUAAACUUGGCACAUGGAAAUGCACAUAAUCCUGGAUGGACAGGUGGUGACAGUAUCCUUGCAGAUUCUGGAACAGAGCAGCUCGAAUUUAUUGCGCUUUCGCAGAGGACAGGAGACCCAAAGUAUCAGCUGAAGGUAGAGAAUGUUAUUAUGGAGCUUAACAAAACUUUUCCUGAUGACGGUCUUCUUCCAAUUUAUAUUAAUCCUGAUCGAGGAAUAGGAUCAUUCUCUACAAUAACUUUUGGUGCUAUGGGUGAUAGCUUUUAUGAGUAUUUGCUUAAAGUUUGGAUUCAAGGAAAUAAAACUUCAUCUGUGAGACUCUACAGAGAAAUGUGGGAGAAAUCAAUGGAAGGCUUGUCGAGUUUGGUUAGGAAAACAACACCAUCAUCUUUUACAUAUAUUUGUGAGAAGAGUGGAGACGUAUUGACAGACAAGAUGGAUGAGUUGGCAUGCUUUGCUCCUGGAAUGCUGGCUUUAGGAUUAUCUGGAUAUGCACCUGCUCAGUCGCAUAAAUUUCUUUCACUUGCAGAGGAGUAGCUGCAAGUGGUCAAGAAUGGACUCAAGAAAUGAUAGACACCCUGUUCCGGAAAGAUUGCAUUGAGUUAACUAAUUGCGGGAAUAUCAACUCUAGAAAAAUGACAGAAACAUGUUUCCAAAAUAUAUUUUGUUGGUGGACCCGGUUGGGCAUGGAUGUAGUGCGCGAGGCCUGGUGGCGUCUUUUUAAUAUUUCGGAUGCCCAUCUCUUGACGGAGCAUGAGACGAAGAAGCUUAACGUGGACGUGAAGACCUACCAGGAUCGUCCAGAUAUUGUAAUAUUUUGUUUUGACUUUUAUAUUUAUGUGUAAUUUUUUUUAGUUUUUAUAAUAAUUGGUUUUUUUGUUUUAGAAAAUGAAGCAUGGGUCCCAACUUCCCACCGAAGUAAUAGACGAUUGUUUUACAAUCUUUAUUUUUGUUACAUCGCCAAUGCCAGGUAUUUGCUUUCAUCUUCAUAUUCUGUUCAAAACCUGAAAAUAAUCUUUCUGUUUAAUUUGCGGUUUGAUUAGUAUUUUUCGUACUAAAUUUGGAAUAUUUUUGGUGAAAAUGCUCAAUAUGCGUAUCGAUCAAAACGAAGAAUGGAGGCCUCUUUUUCCUUUAGGAAGGAGAACAAAUCAGGCGGCAAGUCGAUUGUGUACAACUCUAAUAAGCAGUCUGACGAUGAACGAUUUGCUCAUUUUUUUUUAAAAUAACUCAGAAAACAAAUUUAUUUGUUAAUCAGACUGCAAGUGUAGUUAAGUUGAUGUUGAACCUUGGAAACAAGCAACAUGAUGCAUAUGCUGGUGUUGAUAGCGAGGAGUAGAUGAAAAUGAAGGAGAUCAUAAAGAAGAUGCGUAAAUUUAACAAAUUUUGAUUUUGAACUAUUAAUGUCUUAUUUGUAAACCCUAAACUGAAGUGUUAAUUUUGUAAUUUGUUUAUUUGUAUUGCAAGAACAUUAAUUUUGUGGGUUGGUGAGACACUGACAGUAAUA